AUGUACCGAUUGAGUUCGAUGCAAUUAUCACAAGUACCUUUGAUUACUUUAACGAUCACUACCUUGUGGACGUUGAGUUUUGCAGGUAUUCUGGUGCCCGGUUUUGUUGACGGUCAUUCCCAUCCGGUGUUUGCCGGUGAUCGAGUGCACGAAUUCGCAAUGAAACUGGCUGGAGCGACUUAUAUGCAGGUACAAGCCGCUGGUGGAGGGAUUCACUUCACUACGGAAAAGACUCGGGAGGCUAGUAUGGAGAGUUUGGCGAAGGACUUCAAAAAGAUAGCUCAAACAAUGCUCCGUAAUGGAACCACAACGUUGGAAGCGAAGAGUGGCUACGGGUUGAGCACUGAAAGCGAGUUAAAGAUGCUGAAGGUACUCGAUCUCGUCGACAGAGAAAUUCCUUUGGAAAUAUCUGCUACAUUCUGUGGAGGCCAUGCAGUACCAAAGGGCUCAACAGAAGAAGGCCAUGUGAAGUUGAUUUGUGAGGAAAUGCUGCCCGCCAUACAAAAAGCGCAGGAGGCAGGAGAGCUGAAAAAUCUGGAGAACAUUGACGUCUUCUGCGAGAAAAAUGUCAUCGAAGUGGCUAACACGCGGAAAAUUCUAGAAAGCGGCAAAAAACAGGGGUUGGCGGCGAAUUUCCAUGCUGAAGAACUGACACGCAUUGGUGGAGCAGAGAUGGGAUCAGGAAAAUUCCAGGCUCGCGCUAUGUCUCACUUAGAAGAAAUUUCCGAUGACGGCAUACGAGCGAUGGCCAAAUCUGGAACAGUGGCGGUUGCACUACCGUCAACAGCUUUCAUUCUUCGCCUCACACCUCCUCCAGUUAGGAAAAUGAUCGAGAACGGAGUGAUCGUCGCGCUUGGCUCCGACUUCAAUCCAAAUGCUUUUUGCCUGGCCAUGCCUAUGAUUAUGCAUCUAGCAUGUGUCACCAUGCGUCUGAGUAUGGAAGAAGCACUUGUGGCAGCUACAUUGAACGCUGCUCAUUCUCUCGGACGUGGUCGAACCCAUGGUGCUAUUAGCGUUGGCCGUCAUGCCGACUUCGUGGUGUUCGAUGAAAGCGUCAGUUCAUGGAAGCAUAUCAUCUACAGAAUGGCUGCUCAAGACACGGUGAUUUCGCAUGUGGUGAAGAGUGGACGAGUGGUUCAUGACGCUCGGACGACUAGUUCAAACUGA
Haemonchus placei is the source of this 1167-nucleotide messenger RNA. Lineage: Eukaryota; Metazoa; Nematoda; Chromadorea; Rhabditida; Trichostrongylidae. The record is from the annotation of a GenBank genome assembly.